GUCGACAAUUCAGUGCUAUUGUGACCUCAGUAGACUACCGUGGUUGUGAAUAAGCUAAAAGAAUGUAGUGUAGCGAAAAGUUGUGUUAGUAUUUAAUUAUACUGCUGUAGUUAACCAUUUUUAAACAAAUUAAUCCAUGAAAAUCUGCAGCAAAAAUACAAUAUUUGCAAUAAGAAUGAAAUUAAAAAGAGUAUAAGUGUGAAUACAAAAAAAUUGUUCCAUUAAUAUGUGCUAAGAAAGAGAAAGUAGUGCAAAGUUUGAAAGGAGUGCAAUUCUAAUCUUUACAAUAAGUUGAUAGAAUCACUAAAACCAUUCGUAAAGAAAAUAAGUAUGUAAACUCAAAACCAAUAGAAAAAAGUAAAAUUAUUAUUAUUUUCAAGUGGAAUUCUUGACAACGGGUCCUUAAUCAAAAAUAAAACACAAGCUAUUAAACAUAAACACCUCCAAUUUGUUGAACAACUAGCUGAUAUACUGUUGGGCUACAAAAUGUCAGGACAGGCAGCAAACAGCCAUAGCAAUCAAAGAGAUGUCGAAAAUGGUCUCUAUCCACAAAUGCCGUCUGAACGUGGCCAAGCAACACAAAAACCGACAACGUCUCGUCCACCACCACGUCGUCAAGAUACAAUUGACAUGGAAGUUAUCCCAUUGAAUCGUAGCCAAUCCGCCCCUACAGGAGUUGAAACGGAUGACCGGCGACGGGCGCGUCGUAUCUUUGAUAAUCAUGACUCAGAUGGCGAUGGCUUCAUUAAUAUUCACGAACUUAAAGGCCUUAUCAAUGCAGGCCUCUGCAGUGAUAUUCCCGAUUACAUUGCUUCACAAAUUCUUCAAAUGUCUGAUGAUGAUAGUGAUGGGCGUUUAAAUUUCGAGGAAUUUUAUCAAAUGUCCCAAACUCACAAAUGGAUGAUAAGGAAUAUUCUUACCAAAUACUGUCGCUUGGUUGUUCCGCCGCCAAAAGCAAUCGAAGGUGACCAAUUGGAUGGUGUCUAUGAAAAGCAAAUGUCAGUCUGCCCACCACCACUGACUAUGGUUAUGUUCUCCAUAAUUGAAAUUUUAUUUUUUUUAGUGGAUGUAAUACAUUUUCAAGACGAUCCUAACAACACUGCCAAUAUAGGUGAAAAUACGAAUGGCCCCGCAGCGACUCUCUUCAUUUACAAUCCCUACAAGCGUUACGAGGCUUGGCGUUUCGUCACAUACAUGUUUGUGCAUGUCGGCCUGAUGCAUCUUUUCAUGAACCUUAUCAUACAAAUAUUUCUGGGCGUCGCUUUGGAACUUGUACAUCAUUGGUGGCGUGUAGCUUUGAUUUACUUGGCUGGUGUGUUGGCAGGCUCGAUGGGUACUUCAUUGACAAGUCCGCGCAUUUUCUUAGCCGGUGCCUCUGGUGGCGUUUAUGCGCUAAUCACAGCGCACAUUGCCACCAUAAUUCUGAAUUAUAAGGAAAUGGAGUAUGCCAUAGUGCAGUUAUUUGUAUUUCUUAUAUUCUGCUUCACGGACUUAGGUACUUCUGUUUAUCGGCAUUUGACAGAUCAGCACGAUCAAAUCGGUUACAUUGCACAUUUAUCAGGCGCCGUCGCGGGUCUAUUGGUAGGUAUAGGGGUGCUGCGAAAUCUGGAAGUACGUCGUUGGGAAAGAAUACUCUGGUGGAUCGCCAUUAUACUCUACUUUUCACUUAUGAUGACCGGUGUUUUAAUUCAUGUGCUGAUGCCCAAUUAUUUCCCACGUCAAGAAUACAAUUAGAUUAAUAUCGAGCAAUCAACCGAAUCGCUAAAGCAUACAUACAAUCUGACAUAGCAGUAUACGCAUAAAAAUACAAUAUUUUAUAACAUGUUUACAGUAAUUAUAUAAUUAUAUAUAAGCGGGACAGAUUACUUACAUUUUGAUAUAUUUAUACAGUUACGCACAUGAGCAACAUGGACGACACAUAGUUGCAUUUUUGGUAUUAAGUUUAAAGAGCUAGUAUCAAGCCCAAAGUGCCUUUAGAGUAUUUUAUACACAUAAAUUACUCUACAACAAAGUAAAAAUAUAAAUUUAUAAUAAAGUCAUACUGCAUUUACCAAAUAGGAUUAUGUUUGUUUGCAACUCAAAUGUUAAAAUCCUUUGUAAAGACUUAAAGUAAAAGAAAUAUAGCUAUGCAUAUCUUUCCGGGAGACAUUUUCAAAAUAUUUGACAUUGAUGAUUUUUUUUUCAAUAUUAUUUUAUUUAUUGGAUCUGCUUUUUUUGUAAGUCUAACAAUAAGUUAUAAAAUCUUAUAUCUAUUUAAAAACUAGACAAGCUCAAGCAAUUGAUUGAGCUGUUUUGGUGAUACAUUGAUGAUGGCAGCCAAAUAAAAUGCAUCUGAAGGUUUGAUAGCAGAUUAAAAAUGUAUACACAUUAUGAAUUGAUCUAUAAUAAAUAUUUCGAAGAUAUUAAAAGUUUUAAGCAAAAAUAUUUAUUCUCUGAAUUUUUAUACAGAUUGCAUAAAUUUAACCACAUAAUAACUUGUAAAAUAGCUUAAAACUUUUUGUAUGAAUUGAACUUUGUAUAGAAGUUACUUUAGUUAAGUGGAAUUGACACAAAGAUCAAAAGUAUUCAAUUAUGAAAAAAAUAAAAAGUGACAGCUUUAAACGUAA
Bactrocera dorsalis (oriental fruit fly) is the source of this 2606-nucleotide messenger RNA. RefSeq names its product protein rhomboid (gene rho-4). NCBI's taxonomy places the organism in Eukaryota, Metazoa, Arthropoda, Insecta, Diptera, Tephritidae. The coding region runs from base 487 to 1734 and encodes 415 amino acids. Gene Ontology annotation, molecular function: serine-type endopeptidase activity; calcium ion binding. Gene Ontology annotation, cellular component: membrane. The transcript has 5 exons. The record is from RefSeq and is a predicted model, not a curated record.